Messenger RNA from Cottoperca gobio, 3476 nucleotides. RefSeq names its product alpha-1A adrenergic receptor-like. Gene Ontology annotation, molecular function: alpha1-adrenergic receptor activity. Lineage: Eukaryota; Metazoa; Chordata; Actinopteri; Perciformes; Bovichtidae. The record is from RefSeq and is a predicted model, not a curated record. Gene Ontology annotation, biological process: adenylate cyclase-activating adrenergic receptor signaling pathway; cell-cell signaling; regulation of vasoconstriction. Gene Ontology annotation, cellular component: plasma membrane.
UAUGUUUCUCCUAACUUAUGGUACAUAUACAGGUACGUAAGAAAUAAAAACUGAACCCGAUGAGAUGAGGUAACAGUGUAGGUGCUUGAAGGGAUUGUGUUUCCUGAAAGAAUGAAAAGUAAAGAAAAUCGUCUUGUUUUUUUAAAUAGAGAGUAAAGACCAACGUUUUCAUGGGAUAAAAUAAACAUCUUCCACCCAAAUAAAUUGUCUUAAAGAGGCGUAAUAUUACAUACAGACUGAAGAUUUCAUUUUGAAACAGACUAAACAUGCUGAUUUUUAAUUAAUUGAUUCAAAGUCUAACAAACUUCCCAGACCUCCGUCAUAACCAGGUUCAAAAUGAACCUGAAGCUAUAUACUGUACAUUCCCUGGAAAAAGACAAUGAGGUCAAAGCAGAUUAAAACUUUAAUAUGCAAUUUGGUGGAUGAAUAAAAAGCACUUUCACAGAGCUUUAAAGCAUCUGUAGGAAUUUAUUGAAUCAUAAAAGUUGCAUUUCUGCAACAGGUUAUCCAAACAAACUGUUUGCUAGUAUCUUUCCUCCACCAGUGUUACUUCAUGAGUAGGGGAAAAGCUCUUAAACAGGAGGAACCUAGGCUUUAGGAAUGUGCUUGUGUCUGUACUCAGCCCAUUAAAUCCUAAAGUCCUCACUGAGCUCAGAUCCAAAGUGAGGUUACUUUGGGGAACUCCUGCAUUUGACCAAAAUAGGAAACACUUUCACAAGAAAUGCCUGUUAUAGAAGAGGGGACCACACAUACAGAAACCGAGUAUAUCCUAUUUCAAUGGUUAUUUACACAGAGACACGUAUGCUGAAGCAUACCGGAGUCACGUUUUUGUUUUAUAAACUAUAUUAUUUUCUACUGCUAUUAAAGCAUAGUGCCCUUUUCAGGGACUUACAAAUAAAAGCUGACAACAAAGUUAAGGUGGAUUUGAUACAAAAGUCUUUCGCUUAUAAUCGACCAGUUGAGUGCCCUCCCACAGUGAUGAAAGAUAAAUACUAGCAGAGGCGCUCCUCCAAAAAACGCGCAAUUCCAUCCCACACAGCUGCGUAAAAUUAUGCAAUUAUAGCCUAUGUUGUGCGUUUUAUGUGGAGUCACAGGUUUUCGAGCAACGAUGUCUGAAGAGAUGUCAUGCGUUUACUUAUAGGCUCAUAUUUACGUAUGUUUGGUCAGUAGGCGAUAUGGCAGAGCUGUGUGCGGUGCUGAGGAGGCAGGAGAUGACUGCUGCCCCCCUCACUUCUCCACUGAGCCCUCAGGAGAGUGGAGUGAGGACUGCAUGGGGACGGCUGCGUAGUGAUCAGUUUUCUCUGAUAAAACAUCUCAGUAGUGAUUUGGAAACGAAAUUGCAAACAUGCAGUUUAACUAUGCAGACUUGGGACAUUUAGUUUUGUGUAUGUUUAGUAAAGCUCUUCCGUGAGUUGCAGUUACAAGUGAUCUGAAGCCUGCUAUGGAGGACCUCUUGAGUCAAAAUGAGUCUGAGCACUGACAAUGUCACAAACUUGUGGAAAAAUGGUUCCUCGGAAUUCGGCGGGACUCCGGGCACGUCCUCCCCGGUCAACUUCACCAACAGCUCCGGGGGGAACUACACUGAGGUGGACCUCACCAGAGCCAUCCCGCUCGGCAUGGUGCUGGGGGCUUUCAUCGUGUUCGCCAUCGCGGGCAACAUCCUCGUCAUCCUCUCGGUGGUGUGCAACAGGCACCUGCGGACACCGACGAACUACUUUAUUAUCAACCUGGCCAUCGCCGACCUGCUGCUGGGCACCACGGUGCUGCCGGUGUCCGCCACUCUGGAGAUCUUAGACUACUGGGUGUUCGGCAGGAUCUUCUGUGACAUUUGGGCGGCGGUUGAUGUGCUGUGCUGCACCGCGUCCAUCAUGAGCCUGUGCGUAAUAUCCAUCGACCGCUUCAUCGGAGUGAGCCACCCGCUGCAGUACCCUGGCAUCGUGACGGAGAAGCGGGCUCUGCUGGCCAUGCUCGGGGUGUGGGUGCUGUCAGUGGUAAUUUCCAUCGGACCUUUGUUCGGGUGGAAGCAACCGCCUUCGCCGGACGACACGGUGUGCCCCAUCACCGAGGAGCCAUUUUACGCACUCUUCUCCUCCCUCGGCUCCUUCUACAUCCCUCUCAUAGUCAUUUUGGUCAUGUACUGCCGGGUGUACAUAGUCGCCAAACGGACCACUAAGAACCUGGAAGCCGGUGUGAUGCGCGAGAGGAUGAACUCCGGUGAGCUGACCCUCAGGAUCCACAAGGGUUCUCAGGUGCAAGAGGAGCCCUGCACUUCAGCCGCAGGCAAGGGCCGCGCGAAUCAAGCGAGAAGUUCCCUUACGGUGAAACUUCUGAAAUUCUCCCGAGAGAAGAAAGCGGCAAAAACUUUGGGAGUUGUGGUCGGCAUGUUUACGCUUUGUUGGCUGCCCUUCUUCCUCGCCUUACCCAUAGGGUCUUUUAAUGUGAACUUGCGCCCACCUGAUGUCCUCUUCAAAGUGAUCUUCUGGCUGGGCUACUUCAACAGCUGCCUGAACCCCAUCAUCUACCCCUGCUACAACCGUGAGUUUAAGAUGGCCUUCAUCCGCAUCCUACGAUGCCAGUGGCACCAACGUAAACGCCCUGGAUGGAGGGCCUACAAUUACCGCUCCUCCAACAUCAGCUCCUCCGGAAACUCACGCAAAGGCUCAACAGAUCACAACUCCAGCUGCUUGAACGGCAGCCAGCGUACUCUGCCCUCCUCAGCCAGCCCGAGCCCCAGCUACCUGAGCAGGGGUCUCCCACCUUGCCCUGAAGGGGAAACAUUAUACAUCUGGGGGGGCUCCACACCAACUCCCUCCACGCCCAACCUGCUGCCUGGCAGCCCCGCAGACUGCCAGCUGGGAGCUCUGAGAGAGGAGGGAAGAGGAGGGAAACCAGCUGAGAAGACUACUGGUGGUAUUUUCUCUUUCUCCUUUGGAAGGAAUAGAGACAAGGGAGAGAACAACAAAGACAGCAUGUUGCGAGACGACAAGGUGUGACUGCUGCUGAGUCUCGCUGACGUGCAGCUCGCUCGUUCUUUAUAGGGAUUAAAGUCACUAACAGAGUGUGGAUGUAGGAGUUCACAGGUUCGCUGCAUUCACUGUACAUGAUCAUUCAUCAGUCAAUGGAUUGUCGUUGUCAUUAGUGGUCAAUUUAAGGUGAAGGUAACUGAGUAUUGACUAUGCUGCUGUAUCAGAGGUAUUUUGUCCUAUUUAUCUGUGGUUGAUUUAGACAGGAAGGUUUCUUUCAAUGGACAGAGGUUUACAUAUAUAAUCAAAAUCACUGCUCGCCGCCCUCUUUGGGACGGGAAAGACACCAGUGCAUGCAUUUUGAUUAUACACAAAAGACAUUUCACAGAAAAAGGACACAUUUUCAGAAACCCAACACAGCCUUCCAUUAAAAAAAAAAAUCCACGUCUGCCCUUCUAAAAAGACUGACAAAGAAGCUGAUUCAUGUAAAAUGUGUGAUAAUACAAAUGAUCC